GUUCUGCUCCGUGGAUAGGCUUCCCUCGGCAGGGAUUGUUCUGGAGGGUUCUGGAGGGCCCUGUGGUGCCAAGAGGAAGCCUCCGUGUCCCGUGUCCUGGCAGACCUCCCCGUGGGAGGUGCCCACCACCACCCCCAUCCCCGUGCCCGCUGCGGGGGGGAGCCGGCUGCUCCGAGCUUGCCGAUGGAACAGCAGACUGCACGUGCUGGACUUCAGAGUAACGCGUGUGUUUUCUCUUUUGUCCACCAGACUUCAUGAGGAAAUAAUUGACUUUUAUAACUUCAUGUCCCCUUGUCCUGAAGAAGCAGCCAUGAGACGGGAGGUGGUGAAACGGAUCGAAACGGUGGUUAAGGACCUCUGGCCAGCGGCUGAUGUACAAAUAUUUGGCAGCUUUAGUACAGGCCUCUAUCUUCCAACGAGUGACAUCGACUUAGUGGUCUUCGGAAAGUGGGAGCGCCCUCCGCUGCAGCUGCUGGAGCAGGCCCUGCGGAAGCACAACGUGGCCGAGCCGUGCUCCAUCAAAGUCCUCGACAAAGCCACGGUACCGAUAAUAAAGCUCACAGACCAGGAGACUGAAGUCAAAGUCGACAUCAGCUUUAACAUGGAGACCGGGGUGCGGGCAGCGGAGCUCAUCAAGAAUUACAUGAAGAAAUAUUCGUUGCUGCCUUACUUGAUUUUAGUAUUGAAACAGUUCCUCCUGCAGAGGGACCUGAAUGAAGUUUUUACAGGUGGAAUUAGCUCAUACAGCCUCAUUUUAAUGGCCAUUAGCUUUCUACAGUUGCAUCCAAGAAUUGAUGCCCGGAGAGCUGAUGAAAACCUUGGAAUGCUUCUUGUAGAAUUUUUUGAACUCUACGGAAGAAAUUUUAAUUACUUGAAAACUGGUAUUAGAAUAAAAGAAGGAGGUGCCUAUAUCGCCAAAGAGGAGAUCAUGAAAGCCAUGACCAGUGGAUACAGACCAUCGAUGCUGUGCAUUGAGGACCCUCUGCUGCCUGGAAAUGACGUGGGCCGCAGUUCCUAUGGGGCCAUGCAGGUGAAGCAGGUUUUUGACUACGCCUACAUUGUUCUCAGUCAUGCCGUGUCACCCCUCGCGAGGUCCUAUCCAAACAGAGACUCUGAAAGCACUCUGGGAAGAAUCAUCAAGGUCACUCAGGAGGUGAUCGACUACCGGAGGUGGAUCAAGGAGAAGUGGGGCGGCAAGGCCACCCCCGCGCCCACGCCUGACAACAGAAUUAAGAUCAAGGAGCGGAUGAGUGCGUGUGACGGGGACCAGCCGCCGCGCCGGGACCCCGAGCCGCCCUACAGCCAGCGCCUGACCCUGUCCCUGCCCAGCCCCCAGCUGCUGUCGUCAGGCUCCUCCACCUCCUCCGUGUCCUCGCUCUCGGGAAGUGACAUUGAUUCCGACACGCCGCCCUGCACAACGCCCAGUGUCUACCAGUUCAGCCUGCAGGCGCCAACCCCCCUGCUGGCCAGCCUGCCCACCGCCCUGCCCAUGCCGAGCGGCAAAGCUCAGUCUGCUGCUUCCAGAACGUUGGUCAUGACAACUAACACUCAGGUUUACGAUACCUCCACCGACCCUCGGGGUGGCCCCUGUCGCUUGCAGACAGGUUGGCGUCGAAGGCACUCCAGCGUUGAAAGCCGUUCACCACAUGUCCUCCCCGGCCGUUCCGUCCACGUCCCCCAACUCGCUCUCGAGUCCUCACCUGUAUCACAAGCAGCACAGUGGCAUGAAGCUGUCCAUGAAAGGCUCGCACAACCAGGGCGGCACGUACGGCUCCGUGGGCAGCGGAGGCGUGCGGCCCCCCGUGGGCAACCGGGGCCACCACCAGUACAACCGCACCGGCUGGAGGAGGAAAAAACACACACACACGAGGGACAGCCUGCCUGUCAGCCUGAGCAGAUAAUAGCCCCCGACGGCGCCUCCCGGCCCCCACUCUCCACGGACUCAGGCCGGGCGGCCUGGCGUCCGGCCGGGAACUGAGACCAGCACCCAGCACGUCGGCCCUGGCCCCCCCGGAGCGCCCGCCGCUGAUCACUCUGCAUGUCCCUUGUGUGGUGGUCACGUCCCUGUUCAAGAACAGCCCCCUGUGCUCAUCUGUGAAGCCUCAUUCCACGUGGGCGCUGCCUUCGGCCUUCCCAGGAGCCUGUCCGGGGCCCGGGCCGGCCCGCGCGGGGCUGCGGGGCGCUCCUCGGCAGCGAGGCUGGGGCCCUCGCGGUUUGGGUGUCUUCGUUUCGCGUUUGUCAGAGCAACUGAGGCUGGCCCCGAGCUCGUGGCCCCUCGCCGGGCGGGGCGGGGCGGCCGCCACCGUGUCACUGCCCUCGCGCUUCGUUUCCAGUGUCCGAACUGUUUUUCUAUGUAAAUACGGAGAACUUAUGAUUUGUGCAAUAACUCAGAUAUUUUUAUUUAAUUCAUAUUUUCACAUAAGUUAUAUUUAAGGGAGGAGGUUUUUUUUAAACAAGCUUAGGUCCUUUCCCGAGUCGCAUUUUCUAAGUUGGGUUCAUCCUGUCGGCUGGUUGUCUGAUGAGCACCGUUACCAACACCGUGAGUGAGGGGCUCGGGGUUUGUUUUUGUGUUUUUCUUGUGGUCAGACGAGAGGCCUCUCAGCGCGUGGGGGGCGAGGGUGGGGAGCUGAGUGGCCCCCGCGGUUCUUCGAAGCGGCCUGGCCCCUGAGCCCUCCGACCAGCUGCCCUCUGGCCCCGCAGCCCGGCCUGUCUGCCGUCUCGCUCUGACCACAGAGCUUAACGUUUUGGUUUUUGGUUCUUUUAAAGUAGACAACAAAUCCAGCAUUUAAAGUGCCAGAACUUUCUAAGGGGAGAAAGGGUUGUCACAUUAUAAAAUCCUAAGAAAACAAAUGUGAACUUUGAGAUGCUUCCGUCGGUUUUAGUAACGUGGCCUGUGACGAUGGGUCUGGUGAGUAUCAGUACGGACAAUGGUACCCAGUUUUAGGAAUGUGGAGAAAGGAUUAUGUUGAUUCCAUGAGGAAUCUGUAUAGCAGUAUGCGUUCGUUCUGUUAAGAGCAAAUCUAUGAGAAGUCCUUCAGCUGCUCAGUGCACCGUGGGGAGUAUUUUUAACGUAUCACAGGAGAGCACAGCCCGGGGGUGGGGCCGGGGGGCGGCUGGCGCCCCACCGGAGAGGCAUCAGGUAUACUAUGCAAGCGCGGCCUGCCACGACAGCCACUGUCUUUGUGACCUUGUUUUCAACAAGAAUAUGUCCAUCCCACCUAACCCUGAGUUAUCGGAGCACCACAGUCGUCCUGGGUGUUAGCUGCAUCUCAGAGGCCGCCUGAGGCCCCGUUUCUGAAACGGGGGUUCCGGCCCUGCUGAACACUACAGGUAGGUUGGUCCUUGAAGUCCACCAGUGGAGAACGUCGAGUCGAGAGACUUAUGGCCAUGACACUUGAUCGAUGUGCAGAGCGGGGAGGUCUGAAGUAUGGCCUGGUGGUGGGGUCCCCGCCGGGACGGCUCUGAAAUGUCGGCCCACGGCGCCACCGGCCGGGGUAGGGGGGGGCUGCCGGCUGCGGCUGCCGAGGGGGGCCGUUCCAGAACAGAGCAGCACGCGUCUGCGGUUCUUGAUGACCGAAAGUUAUCAAAAAUAUUUAAAGAUAUUUAAAUUGUGAAUCUAUCGAUAAAUAUUUAUAAAAACUGAUACGUAGGCCUGUACUAAUCUCCGCACAUUAGCAAUAUUGACUGUGACCCUACAUCAAGGAGCCACCACGGGGCCGCCCGUGGGGUGUGCGUUUUAAAGCUCGACUCAGACACAGGCGCCACGCUCCACCCCCGUCGUGGCAAACGGACCCAAUGAAUUGGCCUGGCUACCGCUGUGGUCACGAGCUACAGGUUGAUCAAAACGAUAUCAUGUUUCAAUUUUUUUUGUGUGUGUGAACAACAAUGUGGAAGCUAAAAUUGACAUAUUUUUAUGUAAAGUUUUUCUAUUCUUUGAUUUUUAAUAAACUUUGGA
Hyaena hyaena (striped hyena) is the source of this 3955-nucleotide messenger RNA. It is a transcript of the gene TENT4A, whose product is annotated as terminal nucleotidyltransferase 4A. The transcript has 12 exons. Bases 284 to 1978 code for a protein of 564 amino acids. Gene Ontology annotation, molecular function: poly(A) RNA polymerase activity; mRNA binding. The record is from RefSeq and is a predicted model, not a curated record. Gene Ontology annotation, biological process: RNA 3'-end processing. Lineage: Eukaryota; Metazoa; Chordata; Mammalia; Carnivora; Hyaenidae. Gene Ontology annotation, cellular component: nucleolus; TRAMP complex.